AUGGCGCCUCGGGGCGGCUCUGGGCCCGAGGCGCUGUGGGCUGAGCCAGGACCCGCGGGCAUCUCCCCCGCCGCUGCGGGCCCGGCGGGGCUCUGCGCUCCGCUCCUCGGCGGAGGCCAGCAGGGGCCAGGCCGGGAGGUCCCGCGGGCCGCCCACUCUGCGGCAGCCUCCCCGCACACCCCGGGCCCGCCCCGCCCACGGCCCAGCCGCUCGGUCUCCGGUCUCCGGGCCCAGAUGCCGGCGCCAGCGGCCAAGGGGGCGCGACGCGGGGGCCCGCGGGGGCCCAGGGAAGGGACGUCCUCGGAGGAGCGCGCCAAGCGGCUGCCCGCGGCGAAGCCCCCCGGGCCGGGCGCGGCCCCGUCGCCGGAGGGGCGGGCGGCCGUGCCCCACCCGCGCGCCUGGGGGCGGCCCCUCGAGCUGCCCGCGGUGCGCCAGGACCUGCUGCUCGGCGUCCUCAAGGCGGCCGAGGCGCGAGGCCGGAUCCGCGCCCUGCGGCUGCGCUACAUCCGCCUGCGGGCCGAGGCCAUCUCGCUCCUCGUCCAGCAGCAGGAGUCCGCGCGCGCCGCCAUCCGGCUGGAGCUGUUCCUGCCGCCGCAGCUGAAGCCCACGCGGAUCCCCGACCCCCUGGACCGCCGGGAGAGGAGGCGCGUGGAGACCAUCCUGGAGGAGAAAGCCGAGGGCAGCAUCUUCCCACGCUGA
This is a messenger RNA of Nyctereutes procyonoides (raccoon dog), 699 nucleotides long. It is a transcript of the gene LKAAEAR1, whose product is annotated as LKAAEAR motif containing 1. Bases 1 to 699 code for a protein of 232 amino acids. The record is from RefSeq and is a predicted model, not a curated record. NCBI's taxonomy places the organism in Eukaryota, Metazoa, Chordata, Mammalia, Carnivora, Canidae. The transcript is spliced from 4 exons.